AUGCCAGUUGUCACCGUCCAUACCCAACAAACCCAUGGCUACAAUGGGACCAAGAGCAUCUGCGUGGACUGGACUGACCCGCCAGGCAUCCUGUCAGUGUCACACAUCUGUUGCUGCCUAAAGGACAAAAAGGCGAGAGCCGGCAGCCGCCCUAGCCGCGGUGACCCUCAAGAGGCUAAGGUUGACGCCUUUGACUUUCCCAUCCCUUCAAGAAACGUUGAUAAAGUCAUUAAACGAAAGAAGAAAAAGUCCAAAAUCUGGCACAAGGUCUGGAAAGUGAUUUCAAAAAUGCUUGAGGAAAAUGAAAGGUUCAGAAGUCGACUGUUGACCUGCAGCCAGUUGGAUGGAGAAGGCUCUGACAGGACCCAGAGGUCACAGAAUGGGGCAUACCUGGACAGGGAUGAGUCCGUCUUUGGCUGGGUGUAGCAAGGAAAUAAAGGAAGAUUCAGCCCCAAAGGAAAUAUAAGCAAAGUGAAAGCUUUGAUUUUGAUCUAGUUCUUCCUGGAGUCAGUGCAAGACUGCAAAGUGACUUCAGGGAGCACAGGUUCUCUGUUGUUUGCUUGGUGUUUGUGCUUCUGCUGUUUAGGAGGUUUGUUUUUACAGUGGCUUAAACAGCUCUGUUGCAAGAUAUUUAUCUCAAGCCAUUAAGUCUAGUGUUUCACUGAGCUAUUAGUUUUAGAAAGCUUUUUAAUGAGCAUAAUAUUGUGACAGUUUUCUUGCAAAAGAAUAGAUACACAUUUACUGUUGUCUCCAUAUUUAUAUCUUUUAUUUUUGUAGCUUGUCAGAAGAAUAAACACAAAUUCAGUAAGGCAAAACUCCACACAAGACAUAAACCCCACUUUCCUUUUUUCCUGGUUUGCAUAAAUUUGCCUUUAUGGUAUUAAAAUAUUACACAAUAACCCUCUCUGUUCUUUCAUCCAUUUAUACAUGAAUCUCAGCAAGUAUUUGGAAUAUGAAACCAGGUGAAUGUUUUCUCUCUCUGUUCAUCCUGAGGCACAUAAUGGUACCAUCACAAUCGGGAGGUGUUGUUUAUCUACCUGACUUCAAUAACACAAUAUAAUUUUCUUCUGUUCUGCAGCUUAAUACUUGAACCCUUGAUUGACUGUUAAAGCUUUUUAAGCCAGCAAAUUGUGUAAA
Messenger RNA from Zonotrichia albicollis (white-throated sparrow), 1137 nucleotides. Lineage: Eukaryota; Metazoa; Chordata; Aves; Passeriformes; Passerellidae. The record is from RefSeq and is a predicted model, not a curated record.